GCAGUUCGUGAUUUCAUAACAUCAAAGGAGAUUUAUGGUCGACUACAUGCGCUGGUCUCAAUGCAUACACAUGGACAACUUUGGAUUCUCCCCUAUAAUCACCAUAAACGAACAUAUCCAGAGGAUUUCAAGGAUCUUGAACGUCUUGCUACGAAGGCCGCUGAAAAGGUGUAUUCCUAUCGAGAGACAAAAUAUCGCGUCGGUACCGCUGCAGAUAUGCUAGGUAGUCCCUGCUUGGAAGUUGAUUAUCGUAGGGCCAUACUCAUCCGAGAGUUGAAGAUUCUAGGAAAUUUAUUCAGGGACGGCAACAGGUGGUGCAACAGACUGGAUUAA
Molecule: messenger RNA, 333 nt
Organism: Strongylus vulgaris
Lineage: Eukaryota; Metazoa; Nematoda; Chromadorea; Rhabditida; Strongylidae
Source: the annotation of a GenBank genome assembly